AGCAAACACUAUGCCUGUGAAACGUCUAACUAUCACCUACAUACUGCAGUAACAUAGUAAUAUCCAUACAUACAUGUAUGUAUCCAUACAUACAAUGGCGUACAUAAUACAUAUAAUACAUAAAACAAACAUUGAACUGUAUUAGCUACAUAGUAGUAUUAGCACCUACAUACCCUAGGUAUUCAGUAUCUACCCAUUAAAUACAGGGCUGUCCUUGGCCACUUGGCAUCGCCCCCCCUUCCCACCCCCACUCCUUUGAAUAUGAAUAGUGUCUCAUUCGUCAACUAUAUUUGGCCACAUCCCGUUUUCGAUGGCUUCCUUUAUAUGUCCAUAUAGGAGUUAUAAUAGGAAUAUUAGCUCUAACCAGCGAUUAUGAAAUUGCGUGCCUAGGUAUCUAGGUAAAAUUAUUACGAUGCCUCCACGAAGAUCUCACAAGAAGUCUCGUGCUGGUUGCCGAAGAUGUAAAGUGAGAAAGAUCAAGUGCGAUGAAGUUCACCCUCGAUGUGGUAACUGCACCAAACAUGGCGUUCCGUGCGACUUUGAGCAUCCUACUUCUACUUUCGCCAGUUCACUCAGCCCAAUCGAGUCUCCUCGUCCCAUGACAUCUUCUACCAGCAACUGCGAUAGUCCAUCGACGAUUACACUCCCACCUACGCCUUCAGCAGAGUCUAGCACUCCUCUUCCUUUUUACCGAAAUCCGGAACCACUUCCCUUACCGAAUACUGUUGCCAAAUCUAGUCGCAUGAUGGAGUUAAGGUUGCUUCAUCACUAUACCACCAUUACUUGCGAAACUCUUGCCAUUUCCUCUCCAGUAAGCGAACGGAUAUGGCGAGAUACCGUGCCAAACCUCGCCUUUAACAAUUCCGGCUUCUUGGCUGAUGCUCUGCUUGCCGUCUCUGCCCUUCAUUUACGGUCACAUACUCCGUCAGACCAGGAACUUGUACGCGCCAGCCACGCGUACAUGGCAUCUACCUUAUCAGAAUACAGCGCCAGUUUAAGCAAGGGUAUUACUGAAUCGAAUGCCGAAACACUGUUUCUCACCGCCGCCCUUAUUGCUUUUCAGUCUACCGCGUCUCGUAUUUUCACCCGAAACGACGGCAACGACUCUAAGGAUCAAAUUGAUUCUUAUAACCUUCCGCUAUCAUUAUUCCACUCUUUUCAAGGAGUCAAAGCUGUGGUGGCCUCUAGCUGGCAAUGGUUGCGGAAUAGUGGGAUUGUGAUCCCGAUAAUCGAGUCUCAACCUGCCUUAAACCUUGAUCUUUCGGGGCAGAACGCGACUUUUUUCGGCCAUUUGCUAGCAGGCGUAGAAGAGGAGAUCGCUAGUUCUAAUGAAGAUCCACCAACGCAGAUUCUUACGCGCCAGGCAUACCAGCACGCCGUUGCUGUUUUAGAUUGGGCACACAAAAUACCUGAUACGGGCGCCCCACUAGUAUUUCUCGCAACCGUCUCGCGCCGCUUUGUAGAGUUGCUCGAGGCCCGUCGCCCACGCGCUCUUGCUAUACUUGCCAGCUAUUUCGCCCUACUCAAGUUUCUUGACGGUGUUUGGUGGUUAAAGGGCGUGUCGCGUCGCGAGGUGAUGGGUCUCGUGUCUCUAUUCAGCCCAAACGACGAGGAAUGGUGGCCACGCUUACAAUGGCCUAUACGAAUCGCGCUAUUCGAGGGCACCAGCAUACCGCCAGAGGUCUGGGGCGCGAGCUGGGGUACUGAGGACACUUAUUCGGAACAGAGCAGCGACACUAGUGGCUUCGUCAGCCACAUCGAAUUAUUAAGCCAGAUGUUCACCGCUGUGCAGAACGGGCCAGCACCUAUGUCUAACCCUACCGAUGCCUUGGAUCGGCUUUCUCAUCACCAAUAUACAGGGAGAUUAAAAGGAUUUGGGUCACCGAUGCUACUCCAAAGUAGCUUGCAUUCUCCUCACUGAGAGAACCCCGAGAGUUCCGGGCUCACAGUUAUUACGUACAUAAAGACCAUCCUGAUGCUGGUCCCUAUCCUGUUGGACAUGAUCGGCGUUACCAACGCGUCUUCUUUCCACCUCCUCCCUCCCUUUUCCUUCCUCUUUGGAAAACGGUUGAGCCGAGUCGAAAACAUUUCGAAUCUUUUUUUUCCAACCCUCAGGGCCUGCUUCACCAGCCAUGAGAUUAACUGCGAUUUUUUCUUCCAGUAACGGCAAAUUAUACCCAUAUCGAGAGUUCAGCGCGUGAGAAUUUAGAAAAAUCAUAUAUCCAGCAUAUACGCCAAUGUAUUAAGUGUACAACUAAUCUCUUCCCUAUUGUAUCUACACACAUUACCGAAUCUACGAGCGGGAGUAAAGAGAGAGGGGGGGGUAUAAGCAAAGGCAAUUUGGAGAAAAAGUCGAACGGUUACGAACAUACGAAUGCAGAGCGGCCUUGGGGUUAGGGGGUAUAUAUGAGACAUGUAGAACUCGGCGUAUAUGUAUACAUUAUUAGAUAGUGCUUGGCUGACCCCUAGGACUACAACAUCAAGAACCACAACAUAACAUAACAUAACAUGAAUGAGAAUAAACAUACCUAACCUUUCAAGCA
Hypoxylon fragiforme is the source of this 2543-nucleotide messenger RNA. RefSeq lists its product as uncharacterized. The transcript has 3 exons. Bases 413 to 1921 code for a protein of 502 amino acids. NCBI's taxonomy places the organism in Eukaryota, Fungi, Ascomycota, Sordariomycetes, Xylariales, Hypoxylaceae. Gene Ontology annotation, molecular function: DNA-binding transcription factor activity, RNA polymerase II-specific; zinc ion binding. Gene Ontology annotation, biological process: regulation of transcription by RNA polymerase II. The record is from RefSeq and is a predicted model, not a curated record.